GAAGGAUGAGGAGACGGACGUAAAGCGUGGGGGGAACGUACAAGUGACGGUACAGAGUUCAGAGCGCGCAGUUUGAAUGAAAGCAGCAGCCAUUGUACGUGUGUGAGCUGGAAAUGGGCGACAGGAUGAAGCAGCAGCAGCCCGAGCACCACAGUCUGGCCAAGCUCGCCGCCGUGCAACAUCUGCGCUCGUGUGGCAUCAAAAUCAAACACUGGAACAGCAAACAGCGAUCAGAGGCCAACAAGGCAAGUGCCCAGCUCCUGCUGCUCACUGGAAAAGUCUUUGGUACAUCCCUGCAUUCCUUACCCUAUCAGUACUUGCCAGAAUAUGGAAAUGUACCAGUCAUCUUAGUUAUUGCUUGCAAUUAUUUGGAGAAACAUAUAAGCACUGAAGGGCUUUUUAGGAAGUCUGGCUCCGUUGUCCGACAGAAACAGCUAAAGGCUAAACUAGAAAAUGGAGAAAAUUGUCUGUCUACUGCACUUCCCUGUGAUGUUGCUGGCAUCCUUAAGCAGUUCUUCAGAGAGCUACCUGAGCCUCUACUGCCUACGGAUCUCCAAGAUGCCUUUUAUAAAGCCCAGAGCUUAAGCACUGAUUCUGAAAGAAUAUCUGCAACAAUGCUUAUUACCUGCCUCAUACCAGAAAAAAAUGUCCACGUGUUGCGCUACUUUUUUAGCUUUUUGCAUGCUGUGGCUUUGAGAUGUGAUGCAAACAAGAUGAACAGCAGUAACUUGGCAGUGAUAUUUGCUCCUAAUCUCUUGCAAUCAAAUGAUGAUGGGGAGAAGAUUUCUCCAAGUACAGAGAAGAGGCUGCGUGUUCAGGCUGCAGUAGUGCAAAUGCUGAUUGAUCAGGCAGCAAAUAUUGGCUGUGUGCCUGAUUUCAUCUUGGAGAAAAUUCCAGGAAUGCUGGGCGUUGAUUUGGAUACUGAUACACCUUUGCCAGAGGCAUCUGAAGAUGAUGGAGUAUCUCCAGGAGAAAAGAAAAGGAGAAGACGUCGAAGUAUGGGUGUUUUGAGUUCAAUGGUGACGCCAUUAAUUCUAACUCCAAACUCCAAGAGAAAACUUCCCGUAGAGUCUGUGCAAGGAAUUUCUACUAAAAAAAGGAAAUCAAUGAAACAUAACCUGAAUUUCGAGUUAUUACCAAGCAGCUUAUUUGGCGGUGGAUCUACUCCUGCUUCAGCUCUGUAUGAUGGAAGCCCCUGCCUUUCCCUGGAUAAUUCGCAAAGUUCUUUUUCCCCUUCUGUCAGCACUACCAAGCACCUUUCCAGCACAGGCAACCUGAGGAGAAGCAAGAGAUAUGAGAGUAGAAAGGUUCAAAGAGUGGACUCUGGUAAAACCGGUUGCUUUUCUCCCAAGAUAAGUCGAACAGAGAUGGUACGCAGAUCACUUCGUCUAAGAUUCAGUUUGGGCAAAAGCAGCAAAGAUAGCUCAAGUGUGUUUCCAUCUACCGUCCGUUCCCAGAACAUUGGCUGGCGACUUGCAAACUCACAAGAUCUCAACCUAUUGCGUGAAAAUGAUAAAGUGGAUGCUCCGCCUUUCCCUGGCAAGAGCCCAUUUGUAAGUUCAGGUUCAACGAAAAUAAGUAAAUCAGAAGAGAAUCUGUUAACACCAAAAUCACCCAAGGGGUCAUGUCAUCGCAUGUCCUGGACAGGAUCUCAGCCUUUAGUGUCCAGUGAAAUAGGCAGCGAGGGAACUCCAUUGAGUGGUUAUUUCUGUGCUGCAAACUGCUACUCUGAGCCUGUUCUUGUAACUAAAAAGCCACCAGCAAUGCCUAUAGUUCCACAAUCUCUCGUUAACCAUUACAAGCAAGACACAAAUGUGAAAGACGUGUCUUUAAAUGAGGAAGACCAGAACAGUGCUCAGAACACAGCACUUCAAAUUUCAAAGGCUUUUACAGAGUCUGGCAGUGAUCUCCGCUUACUUGUUGGCUUUGGGGAACCUCCAGAAAAAGCGAUCUUACUAGAUGAAGCACCCAUUUCUGAACUGCUGAUGGAGCCAAUGGAACGAAAAGGCACUGAUAAAGAUGGAGACCUUUACAGUGAUGGUGAGCACGCCCAUGUUCCUGAACAGGAAAUAGUUUUAGUACAGAAUGAGUAUGCUGGUUCGGAAAGAAAAGCAUUUGAUAGUCCACCGAAACAUAUGGAUGAAAACGAUUUAACAGAAGAACAGCCUGAGCGUUUAUUCAUCACUGAGGAGGAAAAUACUGUAAAGCAGAAUGUCAGCGAAGACCAAUCGUGUGGAAAUGAUUGCAAACAAACUCUUGAAAUUUGCCGGUCCCGCAGCGAGUCUGCGUCCACCCUAACUGCUGAGAUGUCUUCGGUUUUGCCACCUUCAUCAUGUGAAAUCUUUCCGCUUUCAGAGCAGAACCUUAAAAUUGAGGGUUACUCUGAAACACAUCAUGCUGUCUCAACAACACGUAAACCCAGCCGGGUAUCUGAACACAUACAACACUUCAAUAAACUCUGUUUAAAUGACGGCAGUGUCAACCAGAAGCCAAAGUCACCUCUGAAAUUUCAGCGUCCACCAGUGCGUCAGUCUGUCCGUCGCAUAAAUUCGCUCUCUGAUAUGAAGAGACCAGCAAACUGUGUCAGUACAAUACCAAACCUGGGCUCCCCAAUCGUAAAAUCUAUAAGCUACGAUGGAUCUUUGUCUUCAGAUCAAUUAAUGAAUGAUCCCAAAAUUUCAUUUAUUUCUGCACUGGGUCAAGAAGCCCAUGGACCUCAAGCUGGUUCUUUUAUUCCUGAAGAGAGAAACCGGUUUUCCAACCAGUCUCUGAGGAAUGUGCCAUGUACCGUUAAGGCUGUGUUAGAAGAUCUAACCAAUCAGGAUAUUUCCAGACUGCAAAGCAAAAAGUCUACACCAAAUAACGUUGGCCUGCGAUCUCUGUCUAGAAGAGACUGCAGCCAUUACAGAGGCUCGCCUAGAAAUCCAAUCGCAAAAGUAAGCUUUCUGCCAUCUUCAAAGCCUUGGGACUUAUGAAGAGAUGCAAGCUUCAACUGAACUGCAGUCUUACCUCCCAACUUCCAACAUUUGAUGGAAAAGCUGAUUCAGUUUACAUGCACAAUACUAGCAAAGCCUUCUAGUCUUUAAACAAUGUUGUACUGUUAAAUUAUUGACCUCCUGCGGCCUUGAAGCACAUUGUACAUCUACGGUUUAUAACAGACACUGGCUGGAAAUGGAAGAGCCGGAGACGGGAUAAUGGUUCUUUUAUUUACUUUUAUAAAUUGACAAUUGAGUGUUUGCUACACAAUGGAGCAGAGCUGAAGAUCCUUUUACUGAAAUUUCCAGCACAUCUUGCUUUUUUUUCUGGUUUUUCUCUAGGUAACAAUUGUUAAUAUAUAACCAGACCAUCUGUCUGUUGCAGCAUCAGAUAAUUUGUACGACAUUUCUUUUUUCGCUUUUAUUUCUUUAACAUUAAACCAUUUUUAGACCCAUUUUAAUAAGUUUUAGCAUACAAUCAUAUAAUUGUCAAUUUUCUUUUAAUAUUCAGGUACAGCAUUCGCUCCAGAUAUUACUUGAAUAUAUUAACAUGCAGGGCAGAUUUCUGGAAAACAAAAACUGUUAGUUUAGGAAUGUUUUUAUCUUUUCAGGCUCAAUGUUACAAUGGUAAAAAAUGUUUUUAAAUGGCAUAAUUGUUUAGAAAAGAGCAGAUCCGUUAAGAAAUGUUUUCUGAAUAUCCUCUGCAUUCUGCUUUUUAUUAAUGGAGCCACAGAUGUUUACAUUUUGGGCACACGAUAAUUUCAUGUAUGCUGGUCCUAGUAUUCUAAUUGUAAAUUCAAUGUAUUUAAAAUAUGUAGUUAUGUACCGAUUCUGGGUAAUUGAGCUUGUACAAGUGUGUAUCCUGUCAUUGAGUAUUUAUUUUUAUGCUUGAUGUGCAACCCUAAAUCGCAGUUUUGUCAUUGUCUAAACUAUGUGAUUGCUUUAAUUACUCAUUUUGUGACUGAAUCCUGGUGUGGGUGCAUUUUGUGUAUUUGGAGACCAUGCCUUUGAAAGGUAAAUUGGUCACAGACUGGUAUGACACACGACUAUUUAUUUGCUUAAUUUAUGGGCUGUCGGCUUCAAGUAAAUGCAAACUUGUAAAUUCUAUCAGAUGGCCCUCAGGCACCAGCAUGGAGUAUGUACAUGGCUUCAUUCAAAAUAUUGACUAUAUGCCUGCUGGCUCUGUUAUUCUGAUCUGUAGAAUACAGCGAGUUGCAUGUCGAAGCUAUACCUAAUUUUUGUCAAACCAGUUGCAUCUGGUUAAAGAAAAAUACAGCUAUUUUAAAGGUGUUCACUUAUUUCCGUUGAACUACCAAAAAUAAAUAGGAAUGUAUAUUUAGUCUAAAUGUAAGAUAGUCGCAGCACGCUGCAACGCACAUAACACACUGAAUAGUUGUAUAGGUUUGAACUGGUCAGACUGUCCGAAUUUUCUUACAGUGAAUUAGGCCUAAUUUGAUAUAUGUAAAUCUUAAAGGGGCUUAAUUUAUAUUUAAAAUACUGUAGUCAUUUGUUAAAAAAAAAAAAAA
Molecule: messenger RNA, 4501 nt
Organism: Xenopus laevis (African clawed frog)
Lineage: Eukaryota; Metazoa; Chordata; Amphibia; Anura; Pipidae
Gene: arhgap11a.L
Product: Rho GTPase activating protein 11A, gene 1 L homeolog
Biological process (GO): signal transduction
Molecular function (GO): GTPase activator activity
Source: RefSeq, marked provisional